Haemonchus placei is the source of this 255-nucleotide messenger RNA. NCBI's taxonomy places the organism in Eukaryota, Metazoa, Nematoda, Chromadorea, Rhabditida, Trichostrongylidae. The record is from the annotation of a GenBank genome assembly.
CUUGGAUGGUGGCAACCAUGUGAUACAUGGUCGUUGGGGUGCAUAUUGUAUGAGCUUCAUCGUGGAGCCACUCUUUUUCGUACGCAUAGUAAUCGUGAGCAUUUGGCAAUGAUGGAGCGAGUUUGUGGUCAUAUCCCUUUACGAAUGAUUCGUAAGACCAGGACGAAAUAUUUUCACAACGACGUAUUGGAUAUCACUGGAACGGAUGAAAGUUUCAUUCGGGACACAUGUGCCAAUCUUGUGGUAUGCCUAUAA